Molecule: messenger RNA, 6724 nt
Organism: Cololabis saira (Pacific saury)
Lineage: Eukaryota; Metazoa; Chordata; Actinopteri; Beloniformes; Belonidae
Gene: dnmbp
Product: dynamin binding protein
Exons: 17
Coding region: 321-5450 (1709 amino acids)
Biological process (GO): intracellular signal transduction
Cellular component (GO): cytoplasm
Molecular function (GO): guanyl-nucleotide exchange factor activity; protein binding
Source: RefSeq, a predicted model, not a curated record
UGUGUGUAGUCAUGGAGAGACGUGGGGACGGCUCUCCUCGGCUCUGCUGCUGCUGCCGUGUCCUACGUGAUGACAGCUGACCAGUCCUGCGGUCCGCCGGGACACCCACGCCGCAGAUAAACGCACUUCUUGCGGGAAAAACUCGUGACCCCGCGACACACGCAGUCACACAGGCGUGGGACGUGGAGCUGCUCAAAAAGUUGUGUGUCGGAGACGAAGCUCAUCCAGCUCCGACACUCCACACCAGCAGCUGCAGGAGGGGAUAGCUGGGACAUAACGGACUUACACUUACACUUUCAGCUGCUUAUAGGUUAUGAGUCAUGGAAGCGGGCUCAGUGGUUCGCGCUGUGUUCGAGUUUCUCCCCAGCGUCCCGGAGGAGCUCCCGCUCUUCACUGGGGAUGUCAUCGAAGUGCUCAGCGUCGUGGACGAGUUCUGGCUGCUCGGUAACAAAGAUGGCGUCACAGGUCAGUUCCCCACCACCUUCGUGGAGGAAGUUACCAUUCCCAGCACCAAGCCCGGAGACCGACUCUACGUGUGCAUCAAUGAUUUCAGCUCAGCAGAGCCAGGCAACCUGUCUCUGAAGAGAGGUGAUGUGGUGUUAGGAGAGGCAGGAGGCUCCCUGGACCCCGGGGAGACCUGGCAACGUGGCUGUAACGCCUGGGGUGUCCGUGGACUCUUCCCUGCAUCAUGUGUGAAGGAGCUGAACCUGUCGUACCGCUCCAGGCAGCUUUCCGAACGCUCGGCUCAGGCCCAGGCUUCGGAGCUCCCGCAUUACGCCCUCGGUCAAGCCCGGGCGCUCAUGAACCUUCACGCCCAGCUCAGCGAAGAGCUGGACUUCCGCGAGGGGGACCUGAUCAUGAUCACGGGACUGCCCGAGCCAGGCUGGUUCCAGGGCGAGCUGGAGGGCCGGAGGGGGGUGUUCCCGGAGGGAUUCGUGGAGCUCCUGGCUCCUCUCCGAUCCCCUCAAGAGCCACCCGACUGCCAGUAUUUAAAUGAGGAGAAUCAACAAUUUACCUACGAGGACAGUUAUGACGCAGAAGAAGUUACGGAGGAGGAGGAGGUUAUGGAAGAGGGGGACGUUUUUCUGACGGAAGAAGAAGAAAAAGAAAAGGAAUCUUUCUUAGAGGAAGAGGAUGAGGAGGAAGGCGGUGUCUACGGAGUGGCACUUUAUGAGUUUCGGGCCAUGGAGCCGGGCGAGCUGGACUUCGAUGUGGGCGAUCGCAUUCGCGUUGUAAAUACUUUAGAAGACGGUUGGCUGGAGGGAGAACUGCGGGGGCUGCGGGGAAUCUUUCCUCAUCGUUUCAUCAAACUAGAAGACGAGGGGCAGAAAGCUGCAGAGGGAAUAAAUGUUGCCGAAGCAGAAGAAGAAGAAGGGCAGAGCAGUUGCAGCGAUCUCAGCUCCGGUCGUUUACAUCCUGACGUUUCGGAGAAUGAUCCUGAAUGGAGCACGUAUGAAGAUCACACCGUGUGGGACUUGGACUACUUUGAGACGACUGAAGAGCACAGGUGGCAGUGCCAGAAUACAAGCGGGGGUCAGAAUAAUAACAGAGGGCAAAGAGAGCGAGGUAACAGGCCCGACACUCAGCCGCGUAGACCUAUCCCACCAUUUCAGAGAGCGCCUCAAAGACCCAGAUCCAUUCCUCCACCGAGGCCGAGACUCCCACCUCGGCCCAGUCUACCUGCACAUCACGGCAGGCAACACGUCAGCCCAACAUCCAGUAGAAAUAAGUUUAACUUUACUAACGGUAACAGUAGACCGUCACAGCCCAAACUAAGUCACAGCCAAACACUCCCGAGCACUCAUUCAGGUUGGUCUCAGGAGGACAAAUAUCACCAGUGGCCGUCGACGGACACUUCCUCCACCAAUAAAAGGUGUGCCAGUAUUGGCCAGGCGUUAAUGAACAUUGUCGAAGGGCAGAAACAGCGGAGAAUGAGUCGCCAUGCCAGUGUGAGCGACGCCGACAUGAUGCAGAGUGCCGACGCAUAUACGCGUUCGCAGCAGAGGAAACGAGGCACCAACGGGAUUCUUCCGUCAUCCAUCACCUUACAGGCGCUGGCAACGUCGGCCGGUGAGCUGGAGGCCAAACUGUCCCAGCAGCUUUUUGAAUUCGAGAAAAGUUUGACUAGUUUUUGCGGCGACGCCGGCGUGAACUCCGGUGCUUCCAGCGACGCCUCGUCUGCAGCCGAGCUGAACCAACAGUCCUCUAUCUCGCGUCACUAUUCCAUUCUUGACUACAGGGAUGAAAAUGAUAUUAUCCGCGGCUCCUUGCGUUCUCCUGGAUCCAACAUCUUGCAGUCUAAGUCUUUGUCUUUGGGGAGACACAGAACCCUUCGCCCUCCUCCUCCUCGUCCUCGGGUCUUGCGUCCCCCACCCCCGGCUGCGUGCAGACCUGCCCGUCCCGCUCCGCGCCCACCUCCACGCUGCCCGAGACAAAAUGCCCCCUGUCCCCCCGAUAACUCCCUCACUAACGCCCCGAUGUUCUACGCUCCCGACGACCCCGUUACGACGUGUCUGACAGAAGAUCAGGACGAUCCUGGUGACCUGGCUUCAGCUCAGGAGCAAGAAAUCCAGUGCCAGCAAGACGCAGAGGAGGAGUACAACAGGGAAAUGGAGUUGGAGAGCGAGAGGCAAAGAGUGGAGGAAGAGGAAGAUGAGGAGAGGUACCAGCUGCUGUUACGGCUACAGGAAGUGGAGCACGACAUGGAGGAAUAUGCUCGCACGGCAGAGGAACUCAGGGCAAUGUUGGAGGAGGAGGAAGAAGAAGCGGCCCGCAUGCAAGCCCUGGAGAAUCUGGAGUUCUGCAACUACACACUGGAGACGCUGACGCUGGAGCAUCAGCAGCUGCAAGAGAUGACACUUUUGUCAUCGCAACCCAAGCCCGUGGACUCCAACCCCAUUUCAGAUUCGGCCCCCUCCCCGUGCACGGGCUCUGAGGAUCCGGAGCUGAGGAUGCUGGAAAAGAGGGCGAAAGUCAUCGAGGAGCUUCUCAAGACUGAGAGGGACUACAUUAAAGACCUGCAGAUGUGCGUCGAGGAGAUCAUUGAGCCCAUGCAGGAGAAGCAGGGGAAGAAUGUGGACUUCAGUGGACUCUUCGGUAACAUCACGUCUGUGAUUGAUUUGUCCCAACGGCUGUUUGAUGCACUGCAGGAGACGGACUUUAUUGGAAAGGUAUUUCUGGACUACAAAGCUGAGCUAGAGGACGUUUACAAGCUCUACUGCCAAAACCACGAUGAUGCCAUUUCUCUGCUGGAGAUCUACGAGAAAGACGAAAACAUUCAGUGUCAUGUGCUGGAGUGUCUGGAGAGGUUGAGAGCCAUAUAUCGUGACUGGGGUAAAACAAACUACAUCAACCUUGGCUCCUUCUUGAUUAAGCCAGUGCAGCGAGUUAUGCGUUAUCCGCUGCUGCUGUCGGAGCUGCUGGGGGCCACGCCAGAGAGCCACCACGACUGGCCCCUGCUCUCUGAGGCCGUGCAGGCCGUCAAGGAGAUCAACGUGAACAUCAAUGAAUACAAGCGCAGGAAGGACCUCGUGAUGAAAUACAGGAAAGGAGAUGAAGACACGUUCAUAGACAAGAUCUCCAAGCUGAGCAUGCACUCCAUCAUCAAAAAGUCUAACCGUGUCAGCAGCCACCUCAAGCAUCUCACUGGGAUCUCGCCUCAGAUUAAGGAUGAAGACUUUGAUGAAGCUGAAAAGAAGUUCAGGCUUCAGGAGAGACUCAUCAAGUCUUUUAUCAGGGACAUUUCCUUAUAUUUGCAACAUAUCAGGGAAUCGGCAUCGGUGAAGGUCUUGGCUGCCAUCAGUUUCAGUGACAUCUACACAGAGCGCAGCGUGCUGGAUCCUGAACGCUUCCAGAAAGCUCACCGCUGCAUCAGCGACAAACAGUUCACACAGUUUAAGAACCGUACGGAGGCCCUGGUCAUCAACCCGCUCACCCAGCUCCUCCUCAUGUUUGCUGGUCCGCACAAACUGGUCCAGAAGCGCUUCGACAAGCUGCUGGACUACGACAACUGCAAGGAGCGUGCUGAUCGUCUGAAGGACCGCCGCAUCCAGGACGAGCUGCAGGUGGCACGCAAUAACUACGAGGCGCUUAACGCUCAACUUCUGGACGAGCUGCCCAAGUUCCACAGGGCGGCGGAGGAGCUGUUCACAGGCUGCGUGAGGGCCUUCGCUCAGUCGCAGAAGGACUUCAUGAAGACGACACUGGAAGAGCUGCGGCCCUUGCUGCAGUUUUCUAACAAAUUUGAAACGGAGGGAAACCUGAUUGCACAAUUUCAAGAAGGGUACAACCACGUCCUCCAACUCCUUCAGAGCUUCAGCUUCUGCCCAGAGAACCUCCCCCCGGCCACGGCCACCAAGAAACAGCCGGAGAAGAAAACGGUGGAGAAACAAACGUCUAAGAAGCAGCCGCAGGGACCUCCCGACUGCAUGAUGCAGACAGAUGAGCACCGCGCAGCACUUCUGGUGCGGUACGGCCCCGAGAAGCUGUUCCAGGCUGAGAGGAACUUUAACGCCGCUCAGGAUCUGGACAUCUCGAUACAAGAGGGCGACCUCGUGGGUGUAAUCAAGCAGCAGGACCCCAUGGGUAGCCACAACCGCUGGCUCAUUGAUAAUGGAGUCACCAAGGGUUUCAUGUACAGCUCCUUCCUCAAAGCCUACAACCCCCGCAGGAGCCAGUCGGACCUGUCCAUUGAGAGCCAGUCGUCCAAUGAGUCGGGUUACGGCGGGUCCUCGCCUGUUUUCUCCCGCCAGAACAGCAACAGCACGCUGACCUUUAACCAGGAAACGGCCACGGUCAGCUUUUCCACGUCGCAGCCCCAAAGCCACCCGUCGCCACACCCGUCUUUAGACUCGGGCUCGUCUCGUAGGAGCCACCACCACCACCACCCUGACCCCGUCAGUCAGAACAACUCUGUGAACUCCUCCCCUCUAAAUCCCUCAAACCGCAGAGACUUUUCCGAACAAUCGCACCGAAACCCCCCCGGGCACAGAGACCCGGAGCACUCCUACCGGCACUCGGCCGCUCACAGAGACUCGUACGACGCCAGUUACAGAAGCGGCUACAAGGACACGUCAGACUUCUCCGAGACGGACUCUUGUUCUUCUCAGAGAAACAGCCGCUCGCAGCGGUACGACAAAAGCUACGGAUCGCAUCAGUGGAGGAACGGAGACGGUACCGGCCAGAGAAAGUCGACGCACAUCCGGGAGGAGUACACUGAGCCCAAACCAGAACCAGAACAGGACGGGGAGCUGGACGGCCAUCAGAUCUAUUAUGCUCUGUACUCCUUCAAUGCCCGCUGCGCCAACGAACUGAGCAUCUCAGCCAAUCAGCGGCUGCGGAUCCUGGAGUUCAAGGACAUGAACGGCAACAACGAAUGGUGGCUGGGGGAGGCCGAAGGGCGACAAGGAUACGUGCCUUCCAACUACAUCCGCAAAUCGGAGUACACAUGAAGAAGCCUUAUCUGGAGGAUAACGCGCACAUCCUGAGAAGUCUGCGAGCACGGACAGAACAAAGGAAAAACAAGCAUCUUGACACGCUGUGACUUAUUUUGGGACUGUUCUCCUGGAGUUUGAUAGUGAGAGAGACUGACUUUUGCUGCAUAUGCUGCUCCUGAGAGAAUUAUAUGCCUAUAUUUAUAUGCUUUUUUUUUUUUAAGAUGUUUUUUUUUACUUUGAGGAAGCUACAUUCUGGCCCCUUUUUCUAUUGUAAAACCUGAUAAUCGCCAUAUUCUGAGACUGAGGAAGGUUAAUUGCAUGUUGAAGCAAAAAGUCUUAAAGUUUGGCACACUGGGAGAUUGCAAUGGAAAUGUGAAUGUUUGAGACCGGCUCAUAAACAGGAGCACCAGACUGACCUUAACAGUGCAUGCAUUUUUUUUUUUUUGUUUUUUGUUUUUGUUUUUACACAAUUUUUAUGAUGCAUGAAUAUGAGAAUAUAAGUUACGUCGUGCUGUUCAACAAUCAAGGCACUUACUGGAUGCCGGUGACAGGUUUGACGUGUCUGCAGGGCCAUCAACAGUAGUUUGGAGUUUUGCAUUAAAUGAGUGGUCGUCCGGCUUCCAACAUAUGGUUUACAAGCACUCCUUUAAACCUCGGCAGCAGCCUGACAACUUUGUUCUUUUUUUUUUUUUUUUUCUUUUAAAAGUUGUGCUGACUCAGUAAGAAGUGACUAAUGAAUUGUGGGAGAAAGUUUCUGAUUUAACUUUUCUCAACAUACUUUCACACGGACAUUAAGGGCUAUGUAAUGCUGUAUACUGAGAAUAUUAUGUUGGCCCUCUGUAAAGUCAUCGCUGUUUGAAUUAAAAAAAAAAACAGUUUGACUGAAGAAAUGAGUGAAUUUUUUUUUCGUUUUCACUGAUGUUUCAUCUUAGCUUAUUAAGUGCUGAUGACACCAGUUUUGCAACAUGUAGGAGCAUAUUGAGACACGGCGAAGUACAUACAUUUUCAGGUGGGUCAGCUGAAAACUUAAUGUUCCAGGUGUGCUCCAUUCCUUUACCUUAACCUCCUGAGACCCGAACAAAAUUGAGCAAUGCAUUUUUGAGUCCUUCUAGUUAUUCUGGAUUAUUAGAACCUAAGAAGUGUAAAAAAUAAGUAUUAUCAAUAUACCUGUUGUAGUUUUCCUAAAAAGUGAUGUCCUCAUAUGAGGACGUUAGGAAUUCAUUUUACGAAAGUGGACAAAAUAUACACAAUGACAAAACCACGGUGUGGCAAACAAAGAAUACUCUAUU